AUUUUGAAAGAUCUGUUUCUCCAUGGUGUGAAGGACUGAUGGUAAAAGUAAGAGAGCAGAAUGAGGGACCCAGAUUUGGAGGCUCUUUUUCUAACCCACAUGAGAGCACCACUCACAGUUUCCUUUUUGGAGCACUGGCUGAGCUGCUGGACAAUGCAAGAGAUGCAGGGGCUGCAAGACUUGAUGUGUUUUCAGUGGAUAAUGAAAAACUGCAGGGUGGAUUCAUGCUGUGCUUCCUGGAUGAUGGAUGUGGCAUGAGCCCUGAAGAAGCUUCAGACAUCAUAUACUUUGGAACAUCCAAGAAACGGUUGUCUACCAUGAAGUUCAUUGGGCAGUAUGGCAAUGGUCUUAAAAGUGGGUCCAUGAGGAUUGGAAAAGACUUUAUUCUUUUUACAAAGAAGGAAGAAACAAUGACAUGUGUGUUUUUUUCUCAGACAUUUUGUGAAAGAGAAGGCCUUAGUGAGGUUGUAGUUCCAAUGCCUUCAUGGUUAACAAGUUCCAGAAAAUCUAUUGCAGAUGAUCCUCAAAAAUUCUCAGUGGAAUUGUCUAUCAUUUAUAAAUACUCUCCAUUUAAAACUGAAGCUGAAUUGAUGCGGCAGUUUGAUGUGAUUUAUGGAAAAUGUGGUACAUUGCUGGUUAUAUAUAACUUGAAGCUCCUGCUUAGUGGAGAACCAGAGUUGGAUGUUAAAACUGACAAGGAAGAUAUACUGAUGACUGGGGCUCUUGAGGACUUUCCAGAAAGAUGGUCAUUCAGAGCCUAUGCAUCUGUUCUGUAUUUUGACCCUUGGAUGAGAAUAUUCAUUCAAGCCAAAAGAGUUCAAACAAAACACCUAUGUUAUUGUCUCUACAGACCCAGAAAGUAUUUGUAUGUUACAUCUUCCUUUAAAGGAGUAUUUAAAAAUGAAGUUAAAAAGGCAGAAGAAGCAGUAAAGAUUGCCGAACUUGUAUUGAAAGAAGCACAAAUCAAAGUAAACCAGCUUGACAGAACUUCUUUGUCUUCUGCCAAGGAUGAAUUACAGAAAGCUUUGGAGGAUGUAGAAGCAAAGCAAAUGAAUCUUACAAAGAAACGAAGAGAACUAAAAAAAAAAAGAACACUCUCCCUGUUCUUUGGAGUGAACAUAGAAAACCGAAACCAAGCUGGGAUGUUCAUUUACAGUAAUAACCGUUUGAUCAAAAUGCAUGAGAAAGUGGGUCCACAGUUGAAAUUGAAGUCCUUACUUGGUGCAGGUGUGGUUGGAGUUGUUAACAUACCUUUGGAGAUCAUGGAACCAUCUCAUAAUAAACAGGAAUUUCUCAAUGUCCAAGAAUAUAAUAAUCUACUAAAAGUUAUGGGACAAUACUUGGUCCAGUACUGUAAGGACACUGGGAUCAGUAAUCGAAAUCUAAAUUUCUUUUGGAAUGAGUUUGAAUAUCAGAAUAGCACAGAUAUAGAGAGACCGUUAGCUUCUAUUCAGUAUAGAAGAAGACAAGCCAUGGCCAUCCCAUUCAUCAUACAGUGUGAUCUUUGCCGUAAGUGGAGAGUCUUGCCGCCUUCUACCAAUUAUCAGGACAAAGAAUUUCUUGACAUGUGGAUUUGUGCUAAUAAUCCUAACCUCUCGGAGAACAGUUGUCAUCAUGUAGAACAUCUACCUUCCAUCCCACUGGGCACCAUGAGUACAAUGUUACCAUCAAAAAGUGAGAAAGCAAAGAAGCUUAGAGAGUCAGUUCAAAGGUAUCAAAACAAACUGGCAGAGACGCAGCCACAGCCUCAAUUUAUACCAACAAGUAGGAUCUCUGAGUUCAUUUCCACCUGCCCCACUUCAGCACCUAAGGAAAAUGUCAGAAGUCAGAAAAUCAGGCCUUCAGGUGACGACUUGAAGCAUGAGCCUCUUUCAUCCGUUGAGCUUUCAGACAGCUAUAGAAGCCAAAAAAGACUCCCAGAAGAGACAGACUCUGAUGUAGAGUACGUUUCAGAGACUAAAAUUGGGAAAAAGUCAAUGCAGAAGAGAAUGAGACGUGCAGCGGCCCUGUCAGGAGGUGUCAGGCUACCUGAGACGUUCCAGGCCUCUUCAUGGGGAAUGAAAAGGAAGCAGCGACUAAACUUUGUAAAGAAAUGUAAAGUGCUGACGGAAGUUGAAACCAGCAACAACGAUCCAGAUGUAAUUCUGGUUUUAAAUGAAAGUGACACUGAUGUUUCACUGAAGCAAGAAAAAAAGGAACUUCCUCUUAUAAACAAAGAAAAACAAGAGCUGUAUAAUGACGCUCCAGAAAUAAAAGGAAACUCUUCAUUAUCUAACCAGCAAAGCUUGCUCAGUGUGCCAGUGGAAGACUUCAGUCCAACUUCUGGACACAAAGCCAGUGAUGGUUGGAAAACCAUUUCUUUGCUGACAGUGUCUUCUCAAAGCACAUCUAUCAAAGAAACAGUGAGAAAACUGAUGUCUAAUUUAAGAUGGAGACAAGAAAAUGCUAUGUAUAAAGUUCAAGCAACUUGCUCAGCAUUAUAUAAACACAGUCUGGCAGUCCUGACAUUCUGAUCUCACAGUCCUUGCUCUUAACUGCUAAAUCGUAAUGCCUUGCUUCAGUUCAUUGAUGUGUUGUAACAUGUGAUAAAAAAGCAGACUUCACUCAUUUCAAUUCUAUAGAAGCACACACUCGCUUUACGUUCUCUUAAAUCUUAUUUAAUUUUUAAAAUUUAUUUUUAUAGAGAUCAUUUAUUUAUUUAUUUGAAAGGCCAAGUUACAGAGAAAGAGGGAGAGACAGAGAGAGAGCCAGAGGUCUUCCAUCUGCUGGUUAAUUAUCCAAAUAGUCACACGGCCAAGACUUGGCCAGGCUGAAGCCAGGGGCAUCUCAUGCAUGCAGGGGCCCAAGUACAUGGCCGUUUUCUGUUGCUUUCCCAGGCACAUUAGCAGGCAGCUGAAUCAGAAGUGAGGCAGCCAGGAUAUGAACUGCAGCCCAUUUGGGAUGCCAGUAUUGCAGGUGACAGCUUAAUCUGCUAUGUCUCAGUUUUUUAAAGAUUCAUUUAUUAAAAAAAGAUUCAUUUAUUUGUUUGGAAGGGGAGUGAGGAAGGGGCAGAGAGAGAGAGAGAGAGAGAAAGACGAGAGAGAGAGAGAGAGAGAUUGAUUUCCCAUAUGUUUAUUCACAAGGCAAAUGUUUACAAUAGCCUAGGUUGGCCAGGCUGAGGCCAAGAGUCCAGAAUUCUGUCUAGGAUUCUCACUUGGUUCACAGGAACCCAAUAAUUGAGCCAUCAUUUGUUUCCAGAAUGUGCCUUAGCAGGAAAGUGGUUAGGAAGUGGCUGAGGUUUGAAGCUGGGACUUGAACCAGCACUCUGGUGUGGGGUCCAGUUGUCCCAAGCACCAGCUUAAAUAUGCUGUGCCACAACAGCUGCUCCCUCUUAAAUUUUAAAAAUACCAAAAAGAAGUUUCAAAGAAAGCCACUUUAGUUUCCUAGUUUAGGAAAAUAGAGCCAUACUAUUUCUACUUCACCUUAAUUUUCACUAGCUUGAAGAAGAGUUUUAGUCAACCUCAAGUAGAUGCCUUUUUCUCUUAGGUGAGACUAAGCCAAUUAAGUAGGCUAUUGUUUAAAUUGUAUUGAGAACUCAGAUUCAAUUCCCAGCUGUAGCUUCUGACCACAGCUUCCUGCCAAACCCUGGUGAUACCAACCUAAGGUUCUUUGCUUCUCUUGUGAUAGAAGUUAACAAGAGGCCAGUGUGCAACCCAGACAAGGUUUAAUGGGGGCUUAUGCUCAAGUGUAGGAGAGACGGGAUGGUUCUGCUGAUUGGCUUAGGGAGAGGAGCGAGGGGCUGGGCAAGGGUUUUUAAUCUGCUGGGGAAGUGUGGUGGUUCCCAUUUGGCACAGGGCACUUUGAGGUGCACCCAGCUUGCGGUUCUGCACAGGCAGUUUCUUAUUUUGCUGAUAACGUGCUCAAAAUGGCAAUGAUGCUCACUACCACCUCUCUAGGAAGGCUGAAUAUCAUGCAUAUUUUGCUAUCCUGGACAUGUACACAGGCUGGGGAAGUCAUUAAUGGAAUAUUGGAGGGCUCUUCAGUUAAGGUGUGAGCACUUAUACUUUAGAUUGGUUUGGCGCUGUGUGGUUGCAGAGUCAGAUUAGGAGAUAGCUACAUGUCAGGUAAGGAGGGGCUUGAGUCCUGUUUCUCUCCCAUAUCACAGGAGAGAAGUAAUGUCAGAUGUCAGAAGUGAUGUCAGAAAUGAUGGCUCAAGUAAUUGGGUUUCUGCCACUCACAUGGAAGACCUGGAUUGUAUUCGGGCUCCUUGCUUCAGCCCUGGCCCUGUCCAAACCAUUGUGAGCAUUUAGAGUGCAAACCAGUAAAUUGGAGCUUGCUCUCUCUCUCUGCAUGUUUCUCUGCCUUGCAAAUAAAUCAAUUCUAAAAAAUGUUUUCAAUUAUAACCUGCAGAUGUGAAUAUGGGUUCUGUAAACAGUCAUCUGAUAUGUUCAUUAUAGCUAAGGUCAAGGAUCUGAGUAAUAACUGUGGAAGAGAUCUCAAAGAUACUUACUCUUAAAUUCUUAAGAUGAGAGAUAAUGUUAAAGUCAAAUUCCGAAUUUUGUUGUCAUAUCUGGGAGGAAAAUUGUGAGUAAAUACAUCAAGGAAGAGGCUGUUCCUAUGAGGGACAAGAGUCUCAUUGAAAUGACAGCACUUGGUUCUGGAGCCCCCCCCCCCCCCGGCCCCAAAAUACAUGGCAUUUGCUUAACUCACAGGUAGCAGUGAAUGAAUACUGAUUAAUUUCAAUAGUCUUGUGCUGUGUGCCUCUUGGCCCACCUCCUUUGAAGGGUCUUUCAAAGAUUAAAGAAUCACUGUGUCUGUCCUAAAGGAAACCUGCAGUUUGACAGCAAGGUUUGGUAAGAUAUACCAUUGAAGAAAGGAACUCAAGACAAUAGCAAGAAUUGUACCGUUCUUAAACAUCUACAGUCAGAUCGUAUGUGAUGUUAGUAUCUGAGAGUUUUUGCUUAAGUAGUAUCUAAUAGUUUUCCUGAAUUAGUUUUACAGAAAAAUAUAUGUAUGUUUCUAUUUAGGAGAUGGAAGUUGUCGAGUACUUUGUCUUCUCUGGUCAGUCUUGUUGGACUGUAUCCCCAUGGGAAAUGUUAGUUAGCAACAACUCUAGGCAGAAGAGAUUUAAAGGCCAUAAUACGCUGGAGUGGCCUGGAGGGAGAUAGCAAAAGGAGAAUACAAGGACCCGACUGGCCUGAUGGUGAAGGUGUUCUUAAAGGUCAGGAAACCAAGAAGGCUCAAAAGAGGAGUAACUGCUCAAUCAGAGCUUCCGCAGAUUAUAUGAAGUUAUGUACUUAAAACAUACAGCAGUGCUUAGCGUAUUUUGGAAACUUCAUGAGUAGGAAGCUCUGAUUCAGGGGGUCUCAGAUAUCUUACUUUAAGGAGAUAAUUUGCCAGUGUAUAGUGCAGGUAGCCUUCACAUGCCUCCAUUCCCCACACUUGCCUAACUGCUGUUAGUUUGAGUCCGUAUAUGAAUUAGGGCCGCUGCUCUCGGUAUGCAUGGUGCUUCAUUCUCAUUCUCCUCUGAGCAUGUAUCACACUUUAUUGGAAUAUCCUCCUUCCUUGUCUGUAUUCCCUAGGAGCUGAAUCAGCACCACCAGAAAGUACUGGGCUCCUAGCGUAGGGGAUGAUGCCAGGCUCUGGAAGGACCCAGAACAAAGGCUAUGUGUUGGUAGGGGUUCAAGAUAUAUCUGAGAAAGCAUAACAUAACAAAGACUAUUAUGAUUUAGGUAAAGCCUUUACAUGAAAUUAUGUUUGAAUUUAAAAUAGUACCUAUCCAUUUAUAGAAAUAAUAGUGCAUGUUUGAGAAAUUGUUUAGGUUUACAGAUAAUGUCUGAAGUAGAUUCUGUCUCCCACAGGUUAAGAAUAAUCAAACACUAAUCUAAAAUUCUUUGUCUCUCCAACCUGACUGUUAACCCUCACUCAUUCCCCAACAAAUACCACUGCCGUCUAUUGCUUGGUUAUCUAAUAGUUACAUUUAGGCAGUAGCUGAUUUGCUCUAACUCUAAACACAAAAGAAUUUAUAAUCACCAUGGAAAGGACAAACACUCAGAAAAGCAGAGAUGGUUGGUGUAGAAGACUGCUCACCCCUCGUGUCCACCUGAACUUGCCGUAAGUUUGACCAGGCUCCCCUUUCCCAGGACUCACUGCAGCCAGUCUUUCUGUGCCAUCUGGUUUCUUCUUUCAUAUACCUAGAAGACCCCUUCACCCCGUUCCUACUCAAUUCAUCUCACUGUCCAGGCACAGAAUCUCAGGGGAGGGAGAGGUGGAGGAGAGGGAGAGAGAGGGAGUGAGAGAGAGAGAGGAGAGAGAGAGAGAAUUUGCUGUUUGGGUAAUGCUAAGAAUUUUAACUUUUUGGUUUGGACCUCCUUGUAAUACAAAUACUGUACUUCUAAUAUUAGGAAUUUAAAUUAAGAAAGACCAGUUUAAUCUUUGAUAUAUUGUAUUAUUUUAUAAUUAAAUUUUUUAUAAAUAUCCAUGAGGAUCUUGGAGCACAUUCAUUAUGCAUUUUUAAGACGUGAUAGCUAUAAGUUUCUAAAUUUCAUAUUUUCUAGGUAUGAAAUGUCAUCUAGAUGACUAAGGUUAAAAAAGCUGUCACAUUAGAAGGGUGGGUACUACUGCCUUUUGGCAAAAUGAUGUACCUGUCAGAACCAUGACCACCACUUUUGGAAAGAGUUACAGGGUUAAUAUAUGAUUUCUAAGAAGAUUCCUGGGGGCCCUAAUGAAAGGAAUUGUUCUGAAGAGUUCAACCUCGGUUUUCCAGCGAAAAAAGAAAGUCAGUAAGCCUGCAGGCAGCCUUUUUCCAAGAGGUUUGAGAUCCUGAAUUCUUUGCAGAACACUCAAGCAGUGCAGGGUUUUCCUGGACUGGUACAUUGGUAGGCACUUUAAGGUCUUCCUCCCCUCCUCCUCACUCCCCUCCCCUCCCUCCCCUCCCCUCCCUCUCCUCUCCUCUCCUCUCCUCUCCUCUAUAUUCUGUCUUCUCCUGUAUUCUCCCCUCCCCUUCUUCCCCCUUCUCUUUUAUUUCAUAAAGUUUAUUUUGAGAUAAAUGUAGAUGUAUAUACAGUUGUAAAAUAUAAUACAGACAUCCCUUGAACCCAUUACCCAGUUCCUCCCGGUUGUAAUAUCUGUCAAAACUACAGAACAGUAUCACAACCAAGAUAUUGACACAGACAGUCAAAACACAGAACAUUUUCAUCACAAGAAGGGUCCCCCUUGUUGCCCUUUUAAAACCACACCCAUGACCCCCUCUGCAGUCUUCCUUACAAUGGUAAAAGCAUUUGAGGGGGAUUAAUGUUCAUCUUUGCCAGGGUGUUUGCUACUCAGGAACCCAGUUCUGACAGGAGACUGGUCCAUCGGUUGUCCUGGCAUGCUGUUUCUGCUGUGCUUAUUUCCCUAGGGAGAUCCUUCUGUAUUUUUUCCCUGAGUACCAGCUGCCAUCGGAACUGGACUACAUAUCUGGGGAAGAACUUGCAGCAAGUUCGGAGCUGGAGCAAUGCCCAGAGCAGACAAACAGAAUCCUGCAAAUGUGUUUGGAC
This is a messenger RNA of Oryctolagus cuniculus (rabbit), 7517 nucleotides long. The record is from RefSeq and is a predicted model, not a curated record. Lineage: Eukaryota; Metazoa; Chordata; Mammalia; Lagomorpha; Leporidae.